AUGUGCAGUGGAUUAACCCUGCUUGCCCAGAACACCAACAUCAGAAAGCGGCGGGCUUAUGGUCACGACGAAGUGCCCGUGGAGCCCUCCUUUUAUGGGCUAACAUACCCGCCACCUCUUCUCAACGACGUACCCUUGCCACUUGGCCACUCAUAUAUACUCGACCAAAGCAAUCAACCCUACGCUUUUGGGCCUGCCAACCAGUAUGUCCUCGAACAAGCUGCUCUAAUCCUCAACCGCCCCGUGGACGCUCUUUUAGACUUCAGUGAUCACCAUCAACAUCAACCACAACCGCGGCAGCAGCAGCAGCAGCAGCAGCAACAACAACAACACCAACACAUCGCGCCCGGUUGGACAGGCGCGCGGCUAGCGGACUGUUUCGCGAGUUUUUCUAUGUGCCCCCCUUUUGAGCCACAAACCACAUAUCAAGCUCUUCCAACGCCCACACCAUACGGCUACAGCGAUCACCAACCCCCCAUGCUUGAUUCUGCCGUGGUGUCCGUACAGCCACAAGCUCAGGCAUCCUUGCUCCCCACGCCCAUUACUCCCAACUCGACUGCAUUGUUCUCAUGUGAUGACCCAUCAUUGACGGCUGAAUACUUGGCAAGCUAUCCCCCGCUGCAGCCCGACCGGCCGAUGGGCUUUCAACCUGCUAUAAGCCCUGAAGAGAUGGUCUAUCCCGGGGCUGUACCACCUGUCAAGUACGAAGACCACGCUGGUAGGUUACAAAACGCGGCGAGGCCGGAGCUGCAACUCCCUUACUUGGUGGAUGCACCCCUAUCGACAGGUGUCAUGUCGGGUGCUUACGUUGCGGGGGUCGAACCCCUACCGUACGACGGGAACGGCAUGAUGAUGACCUUACCAUCACGCUUUCACCCCAUUUCGUGUUUCGACGUUGAAUCAGGGACCGAAAAUGGAGGCAACCAAGACAAGCCAUCCGGACUGGAACUUCUUCCACCACACAAGACCACCCCUGUCAAACGCGGUCCCUUCAAAGAUCAGGACUCUCGAGAAAAAACCGCUCUUACCAGAAAGAUGGGGAGCUGUAUUCGAUGUAGGAUGCAACGAAUUCGGUGCAAUCUUGACCCAGAGAACGAGAAAGGGCCUUGUUUGACAUGCAAGAGCAUUGCGAGCAGUGCUAAGGUGUAUCGUUUGAACUGUUUGCGGCUGAAAAUCACAGACGUAAAACUCUUCAAGCCUGGUCAGCUCAAGGGCCAGGAAUGGACGAAUCGCUGGAAGGAUAGCGUGAUGGACGAUAUUGGUACCUGGGAUUCUGGCCAGGUGCGAACGAUUCAGGUCACGGAGGGCUACACCGGCCAGUCAGUCAAGUUACAGGUUCGGCAGUUCAAACCGCAGCUCGGUGAUAAAAUCAAGAGGUCUUGGGUAUCACGAAGUGGGCAAAAGCACGAAGUUCAAAUCCCGGCCUUUGCCAUCGUCAACAUGGACGACGCCAAAGCCGAGUUUGAUCAAUACAUCAAGAUUGGCUUGGUCGACUGCUGCCAUCGCCUUUUGGGCUCGCGAGACGAACUACUCUGGCGGACGUACUCGCUUGCUAUCAACGCGGCACGCGACCCCUCGACGCCCCAGUCGGAGAGAAGCCUGUUAAUUUCGACUUUGGACCUUUGGAUGUCAGUACGGCUAACGACCAAGUCUUUUGAGAUCGUGGGAGACGACACAUUGGGUAUGCCGCCCAACAUCAUCAACGACCACGACAAUCCUCUUCACGGGAAGAUACCUCUCCCACCAGUGAUGGGAGCACAAAUUGACUCGGUCAUCAUCCACCAAAUUCAGCCUCGCCUUCGUCGAAAAGCCCUCGAAGAAUUGCAAAAGAUGACUCAGGAGAAGAAACAGAAGACCUGGCUCACCACAUACCUGGUGACCUUCAUCCUGCUGCAUAACAUUGCUCUGAUCACCAAACAUGACGCUGACUACGCUAAGAAACACGGAUUGCGGACACGCUUUGCACGAGAGGCUAAUGUCAAGGAAUACAACUUGGGCGCGAACACGCUUCUCGCGUAUUUUCACUACUGCAAUAAGGCCAUCUAUCCAUUCUCCCGUGAAUGCAAAGACCAGGACCUGCAGAAUUUAGCAGAGCUUGACGACACCGCCAUCUCGUUUGUCCAUUACACGCGAGAGCAGGUUGUGGCACACAAAAAAACAUGGGAAGAGCUGUGGGCGAACGACAAUUACGAGCAUGAGUACUACUAUGUGAGCCAGCUCUUCGAACCCAAUUGGCAACCUCGAACCAUGGUGUAG
Molecule: messenger RNA, 2256 nt
Organism: Dichotomopilus funicola
Lineage: Eukaryota; Fungi; Ascomycota; Sordariomycetes; Sordariales; Chaetomiaceae
Exons: 7
Coding region: 1-2256 (751 amino acids)
Biological process (GO): regulation of DNA-templated transcription
Molecular function (GO): DNA-binding transcription factor activity, RNA polymerase II-specific; zinc ion binding
Source: RefSeq, a predicted model, not a curated record